CAAGGGCAUUUGUGUUCACCAAUUCAUAAGACUGCGAGCCGCAACCCCACUCCCCACCUUCUCCUUUCUCAUAUCAUCCCUCCAUUCUUUCUUGAACCUUCCAGAACCUUCAUUCCUCUCUCCCUUUCUCACUCUUUCUCUUCUUUCUCUCUCCUCCAACUUGCCCAAGAAACUUCCCUCCAUUUUAUUAUGCUUCAAGAGAUGAAUCCUCUGUUUCCAAUCAAGGAAGAGUUUCCGGGAUCCAGUUCGUCGGAUGUCGACGGCGAACGAUCGGCUGUUUUGACUCCUCCGGUCCCGAUGGAGGGUCUUCACGACGCUGGUCCACCGCCGUUUUUGACUAAAACCUUUGAAAUCGUUGAUGAUUUUAAUACUGAUCAUGUAAUUUCUUGGAGCUUUAGUGGGACUAGUUUCAUCGUUUGGGAUCCCCAUUGUUUCUCCACUCAAUUGCUUCCGAGAUUCUUUAAACAUAAUAACUUUUCUAGCUUCGUUCGUCAACUUAAUACUUACGGAUUUAGAAAGAUAGACCCAGAUAGAUGGGAGUUUGCAAAUGAGGGGUUUAUCAGGGGCCAAAAGCAUCUUCUUAAAAACAUAAAGAGAAGAAGAACAACAAGUUAUCAUCAUCAUCAAACUCUUCAAUCACAAGGAGCUAGUGGAGCUUGUGUAGAAGUUGGUCAAUUUGGAGUUGAUGCUGAAAUGGAUCGUUUGAAACGUGAUAAACAAGUGCUGAUGAUGGAGUUAGUGAAGCUAAGGCAAGAGCAACAGAACACAAGAGCUUAUCUUCAAGCAAUGGAGCAAAGGCUUAGAGGAACUGAAAUUAAGCAAAAACAAAUGAUGAAUUUCUUAGCAAGAGCUAUGAAAAACCCAUCUUUUAUUCAGCAGUUAAUUCAACAGAAGGAAAAAAGAAAAGAGCUUGAAGAAGCCAUAACUAAGAAAAGGAGAAGACCCAUUGAACAAGCUGGCCAACAUAAGUGUGGUGGUGGUAGUGGAAGAAGAUUCUUAGGUGAAGGCUCAAACACUAUUAAGAUCGAACCAUUAGAAAAUGAUGAAUAUGGGUUUGGAAUAACAGAGCUAGAAGCACUUGCUUUGGAGAUGCAAGGGCUUGGCAAAACAAGAUAUGAAGAUGGGGAGGAAGAAGAAGAAGAAGAUGAAGAAGAUAACGACAAUCUACUUCCAUCAGAAGAUGAAGAUAAAGUACUUGAUGAAGGGUUUUGGGAAGAAUUGUUCAGUGAAAGGUUGGAAGAAGCUAGAAAUGAAGAUGAACAUGUGAAUGUUUUGGCUGAUAGGUUGGGCUAUUUGGGCUCAAGCCCACCAUAGAAACUCACAAUGAGCUUCAUGGUUUGAGUCAAAAUGAGUCCCUUUAAUGAGUCCCUUUUUGAACACGAAGUUCAAAAAACCAGCUAUCCCACUUGGGCCUUUUGGGGGGGUUUUGAUCUAAACUAAACCAAAACCCCAUUUAUAACCUUUUCUCUUGGUUUACAUAUGGCAGGACAAAGAAGAUGAAAAAAAGAUCAGUGAUAUCAACAGGGACACAUGAUUAAACAAAACAUCCUUUCCUCUUCUCUGUUUUUGGCUUAAUCUUUCUUUCUAACCCUAAAAUAAAAUGUUGAUGAAUUUCCCUUUUACCCCUACAGCGACCACUUCCUCAUAUUCUCUUCUACUGUGGCUUUGUUAGGUUUGCAGGAAUAUCUAAUCUGGUUGGGACUCAGUUCUGUGUUAUUCCUGUUAGUGAGGGCCUCAAGGUUUUGGUUGGUUUCUGUUUUUUCUAAUGUACAUCUCUUUAAAUUUACCCUUUUCCAAGUUCAUGUUUUUGUAUUUAUACUUCCAUUUCGAUAUAAACAAAUGUAGAUCACUCACACCAAAGCUCUCAAUCAAAUUGGAAAAGAUCUGUUGCUGAAUCCCUUGAAGAAUCGAAUUACAAGCUGUGUUUCGUGCACUUGGUUCAUCAUAAUCGCCUACAAGCUUAUUCCAACCAACAUCUGCAUAUGUUUACCAAAAGGAAUCUAUCAAGACAAAUGCUUUGACUUGUGGUAUUUGUGGUGUGAUCACAGAUCGAGUUUGUUUUUGUUGGAUCUGUAAUCAAAUCUUGGAAUAUCGAUCUGUGACGAUACUUAAUCUGUCAAUAGUGACAUGAUGAUAUGACGAUGAUUAACAGAUAAAUAAUGUCAUCGAACUUUGCCCGACAUGGUAAAGAAAAAUUCGGAAGAAUUAUGGUUUGACAAAAUGGAACAAACGAGAUUUUAUUGUAAGAGUGAUCAAGUUUGUCCAUCAUCUGUUUUCUUUUUA
Molecule: messenger RNA, 2283 nt
Organism: Cucumis sativus (cucumber)
Lineage: Eukaryota; Viridiplantae; Streptophyta; Magnoliopsida; Cucurbitales; Cucurbitaceae
Product: heat stress transcription factor A-6b
Exons: 4
Coding region: 190-1314 (374 amino acids)
Biological process (GO): regulation of transcription by RNA polymerase II
Cellular component (GO): nucleus
Molecular function (GO): RNA polymerase II cis-regulatory region sequence-specific DNA binding; DNA-binding transcription factor activity
Source: RefSeq, a predicted model, not a curated record